UAAUGAAAGUUGAGACGUUCCUUGGCGUUCCUGCAAAAGGCACCGUUAUAGCAUAUUUUUAACAUAUUUUGCUAGCUUAUUAUUAUUAUUGAACGUGUAGGGAAAAACGUGUGCCGAAGCAAAAUACGGUUGCCCAGAAUCUCACACAGCGCUUAACCUGAGAGUAAUUAUUCAUGAGCUAAGUUUGCGUUCGAGGGUGGAACUCAUCCGUUGUGUUUGCUUAAACUCUUCCACCUGCAGCUCAAACAGGAUGUUAUUCCGGGCCUGUUGACGGGCUCGGGUACCUGCUCUGGCGUCUGAUCACAAGAAAUCCUCCUCUGCGACGGUCUUUGAUGCGGAUAUGGUGCAACCAGCCAAAUAACGCAACGAUAUGCGCGACUGUGCACCAUGAACGCAGCAAAAACCCAAUUUUAGUCAUACACGAGUGGCUUCGUUUAAUCCAAAACUUCUGGUGGUUGUUGGGUUUCGCAGAGGAAUGAUGGGAGACCCGCCAAAGAUAUUUUACCGCUUGUGUUUACGCGUUAUUAUUUCUAUGUCUUUAACUGAGUGCCUGAGCCGAUCCAGCGCAGGUAACGUGGCUUUCCUUGACGCACCUGACGCGCCGGUGUCCACCUGGAACCUACCCGUUAAGUACAGCUGUUUCCAGGCGUCCGCAGUGCAUGUCCAGGUUCUGGUUUCUUUCGAUACCGGCUCUACCUCAGUCGUUUUCCACAAAUACUGGACCUGCGAUCCGGGACGUGCCAGAACCCGAGUGGUGUCCGUGAAUUUUCCUGACUGGCUCGUGUACAGACCUGAUUGGAUAAUACGCGGUUCCGAUUGGGUUCUCAGCUGCUUAUUGCGCGCUUGGAUCGGACCGGAUGAGUCCACCGGACCUGGCAGGUUUCCCGGAACCAGUGUGACUGUUCCCCUUGAUAUUCACUCGCCGCUGAGUCGACCCUUCAAACAACACCAGCUUUGUGCCAAAUGGGACACAGAUUUGCUGUGGAGAGUCAGAAGAGAUGACAGUCCACAGUGCUUGGAGGAAAAUGAGGUGGUAUCUCUUCUUUCCACAAUUUAUGCUUGUACUGGUGAACGUUAUGGCAUCAUCAAAACCCUCCGGCCGUUCAGAAGCGAAGUUUUGGAAGGAUUGAGAACCAAAUCCAUCUAUUAUCCCUGGUUUGCUGUUUCGCUUUGGGUUUUGGUGGAGAAACCUUGCAGUGACCACUUAUGUGGACUACUGCUCCACAUCGAUGCUGAAAACAAUUACGCCACCCCUACAAUAUUCCUCACAGACGCUGGUAAGAUUCAUGUCCAGGUGCAUGGAGAUGCUGGGCACUCCUCAGCAUUCCUUUCAUCUUUUAAGGUUCCUCUUCAUCGGUGGUGUCGUAUCAGCCUUGAGAUUCUGGGGCGUGUGGCAAAAAUUUCUAUUGCAUGUAUGGAAGGGCAGCGGAAAUACUCCAGCACAGCUGAGCAUGUAUUUGGCAAGAACGUCAUGCUGGAUGACACGCAUGGAUAUUUUGUGAUUGGUGGAGGUAAAUUUAUACAAGGCAUUGAAGGGUAUUAUGGACCAGCUACAUAUUAUCGUAUACAGGGGCUCCCAGCUGACCAGGCUGAGAUUCACCUGCCUCCUAUAAUAUCAAAAGUGAAUAUAACCGGAUGGUUCCAGUCUUGUGAGAAUUUCAAAUCCGAGCUGUUUCUGUCUGUAACGGAUCACUCUCUUACAGUAAAGAGACCCCCAGGCAGCUGUUUGGACACGUACACAGAGCUGCUACUGAAUCACAGUAACGCCAACUCCGCAGAACAGUGCGUGCUCUUCGAAACAAACCCUCACAGGCGCCAAGUUGCACGGCUGACCAAACUAGUAUCACAGAAAUAUGGCAGGGUGAGCGCAUCAGCUGUGGGCAGGAUUCUGUACGCUCUAGUCGUCCGUAAGAUCGGUGCCGCUCACAGUCUGGAUGUUAUAACCAGGAUGAUGCCUUUCCUGCUGAGGUCUGGCUGUUUGGGAGACGACAGAGCACUGCAUCUGUCCUCUGUGCUGUACAGCAGUGGAUUCGGAGUCAGGAGACAGCCGUAUAAGGCCUGGCUGUUGUCCCUCUUGUCAGCUCGGAAGGAUUGGAGGUUGGCUCUCUUACGUUUAGGGCACAUGCACCAUGUCGGUGACCUGGAGGUGACCCCUGAUCGUGACCUUUCCUAUGCUUAUUACGUUAACAUCGCCAGACAAACCAGCACUGAUCAGAAGAAUCCCUCCCCACAGCAAACCUUUGUUGAGUUAAUACGUUUAAAUGAUGAAGAGACCCUGAAGGCCCAAACCAAUGAAAACGAUGAUCUGUUUCACUGGCUGAAGCUUCAGGCGCGAAGUGGAGUGGCUGAAGCUGAGCAAGCAAUGGGGCGCAUGUUAUUCUGGGGUCAGCAGGGAGUGUCUCCAGACAUUCAGACAGCAGUGAAACACUAUGAGAGAGGUGCCACCAAACUCAAUGACCCUGUGUCCAUGUACGACUACGCUAUUGUGCUCCUUACGGGCCAAGGAGUUCCAAAAGAUGUUCAGAGAGCCGUUAUGUUCCUGAAGAAAGCAAUAGAACAGGGCUCUGUUCCGGCUAUCACUGCUCUGGGCUGGUACUACGAGCAGUAUGAGAAGGAUUACGAGAAGGCUGUACAUCUGUGGGAAGAAGCCGAGGCCAAAGGUCACCCUGAUGCCGCUAUGAAUCUGGGGGUUUUCUACUCUCAGGGCCUGUAUCCUGGACAAGCUGCCGACCAGUUUGAGGCAUAUAAGUACUAUUUAAAGUCAGCCCAGCGAGGACACUUAAACGGUGGCAUUGAAUUGGCCGAUGUUUGGAUACAUGGGAUUCCCAGCCGAGUUGCCAGACGCCCAGCAGAUGCUGUUCUUUGGGUUAAAUGGGCGUCUGAACAGAAUGGAUAUCUGGGAACGGUCUUGAGGAACGGACUGAAUGCCUACUUCAGAGGAAACUGGAUCAUGUCUUUGAUUUAUUAUCUGAGUGCAGCAGAGAGUGGAUUUGAAGCAGCUCAGUUUAAUGUGGCGUACCUGUGCGAACUCAACUCAGGCUCUUUGGAUCCAGUGCUGGUGACUCGGUGCAUGUUGAGAUAUUAUAACAUGUCGAUACAGGCUCAAGAUCCGGCUGCUUACGCUUUGAUUAGAAUGGGAGAUUUGUUCUAUGGUGAGCAGGCUUUGGGCAGAAAAGAGGUUUCUGAUGCCGCAGAGCUUUAUAAGCAAGCAGCUCUCAAGAACGAACCACAGGGUUGGUAUAAUCUUGGCCUGCUUGUCCAAAGCGGGGAGUCUCUGCCGUUCAGCGUGCUUUCUGAGCUCAAUUUGCUUCACCUUCACUUAACAGACCGACAGACGCUUCUCAGCGCCCUGUUCCAAAGAUGUAGAGAGACCAAUAGCAGCGACGCCUACCUGCCCUGCACACUGGCGCUGUUCAGCACACACCUGCAAUCUUUACAACUACACCAAGAUACUGCAAUAAAGCUCAUUGCCACAAUUUCGGCUGCAGUCGGAGCUCUGUCUUUUGUGUUCGGACUGAUUAAAUGGAGGACAGCGCCACUCAACCAAACAUCUCGAUCCCAAACAUCAGCUUCCAGCCAAAACCAAGAGGAGGAGGAAUCCUAAAGAAUGACUUUUAGUAGUUUUUAUUAUUUUUUUUUUUAAUAGCAGUUCUAGACAUUCUCGGUUUUACCUCCAUGCGAAGCACUUGUUUAUUAUUCGUAUUUGAGCCAUUAAAAGAUGCAGAAUAACUUGAAAUCGAAGCGCAAUCUGAAAUGUAACUACACGGCCAUAUACGUUCAUUUUCUGUCAUUUAUUCACCCUCAAGUUGUUCCAAACCUUCAACACAAAUGACGACAUUUAAAAAAAAUAAAAUGCUGGUAGCCAUUGACUUCCAUAUAUGGAAUAUAAAUGAAAGUCAAUGGGUACCAUCAACUUCAACAGAAGAAAGAAACUCAUACAGGUUUGGAACAAAUUAAAGGUGACCAAAUGCUAACAAAACUCAUUUUUUGGUGAACUAUGCCCAUCAUUAAUUUAUAAAUGAUCCUUUUUCUACAAGUACUUUUAAAAAAA
Molecule: messenger RNA, 4051 nt
Organism: Puntigrus tetrazona (Sumatra barb)
Lineage: Eukaryota; Metazoa; Chordata; Actinopteri; Cypriniformes; Cyprinidae
Product: protein sel-1 homolog 3
Exons: 23
Coding region: 476-3604 (1042 amino acids)
Molecular function (GO): protein binding
Source: RefSeq, a predicted model, not a curated record